ACCGUCGUCAUCCGUCAGCCUGCGAUCCGCUCGCCGGUGACGCGUCGUGACGUCACGCGGAGGCUGCAGGAGGACGCCGCCGCCUCCGUCCGCGCGCAGCUCCCUCCGCCCGUCUCCUCGCGCCGUCUCUGCGGGCGUCGCGCUGCGCAUCGCCGGGCAGGAUGGAGCGAGCGGGAGCGUACGGCGCCGCGAAGGCCGGCGGCGUCGCCUUCGAUCCCGUCGCCUUCUUCACUCACCCGCGGACCAUCCUCAGGCUGAUGUCGUGGGUUUUCUCCAUAGUGGUGUUCGGCUGCAUCAUCAACGAGGGCUACAUCAACAUCGGCAGCGAGCGUUUGCUGUGCGUCUUCAACAACAACGCCGACGCCUGUAACUAUGGCGUCACCGUGGGCGUGGCCUGUUUCCUGGGAAGCAUCUUUUUCCUGAUCCUGGACAUUUAUUUCCCGUCCAUCAGCAGCGUCAAGGACAGGAGACGGGCUGUAAUGCUGGACCUCGCCUUCUCUGGUCUCGCGAGCUUCCUGUGGUUCGUUGGAUUCUGUUUUCUGGCCAAUCAGUGGCAGGCGACCUCGCCAGACGAGCUGCCGUUGGCCCAAGGCUCAGACGCCGCGAGAGCCACCAUCACCUUCUGCUUCUUCUCCAUCCUGACCUGGGUUGUGCUGACGCUGAGUGCACUGCGCCUCUUCUUAACGGGCAGCAACAGAAACUUGUUCACAUGGCAACACAUGGAUCCUCCCCUCGGCAGUGCCGAGCGACGGCCGUACCCCAUCGCCAACGGGGCCACCAUCGUGACCACCAACCCCUACCAAGCGCCCCCCUUCACUGAAACCCUGGACCCCCAGAAGCUCACGCAGCAGAGACCCGUGGCUCCUGUCCUCUAGAGACGGACGGAAAACGGGUGUUGUGCUGAGAGACGCCGCGGCCGACGCGGGCACAGAUGUCCAGAUGUCCUGCCUCGCUGAUUAGUGGCCGUCAAUCCUCUCCCGGGAUUGGCGGGCUUUUUGGGUCAUGUGUGAUCUGUCUUCACUGUGACAACUGCUGGCUCAGCUUAGUUAGAAACUCUCUGUGUCAAAAAUGGUCUUUUUCUGCACACGCACACACUCCCACAUACACACACACGUGUACACAUACGUGUAUGCACAAACACAUUGAUGCACGCAAACACAGCUGUACUGCAAACACACCUGGACAUAUACGUGUACAAUUGAAAACACACAAACACGUAUACACACACACACACACACACACACGCACCCUGACUGCAUGAUCGUAUGGACAGAUGCAGAAGAACAUAGAUGUAGAUCUGUGACGACGCUCCAUCUGCCCUAUGAAGCGAUGCAAGGUAUUUAGUGAAGGGAACAUGGAGGACAGUGAAGUGUUGGUUGCCCCCGGUGAGGCGGACCAGGUACAAGCUGCUCUGCAGAAACGAGGCCUCCGACCAGGCGACGCUGAGACUGACAGGCGGCUUCACCGAGCGACCGCCAGGGAAGUGGCGCAGUGUGGGCAGAGGUUUCUAUUGGCAAGAAAACAAAGGCAGGACAGCUGGAUGCAUUCUGAAUGCUGUAGUGUUUCUGUGUGAAAUAUUUAUGUGGUUUAAUAUUUUAUUGUGAUAUGAUGAAAUGGUUCAGUGAAAUAUAAAAAAAAUAAAAUCCCCCCCACCACCACUA
This is a messenger RNA of Gasterosteus aculeatus aculeatus (three-spined stickleback), 1661 nucleotides long. RefSeq names its product synaptogyrin-1-like. Gene Ontology annotation, cellular component: neuromuscular junction; synaptic vesicle membrane. The record is from RefSeq and is a predicted model, not a curated record. NCBI's taxonomy places the organism in Eukaryota, Metazoa, Chordata, Actinopteri, Perciformes, Gasterosteidae.